UGUUGAAUUUUCAAUGUUCUGUAUUUUGUCAUUUUAUUACUAUUUUUGGUUGGAAGCAAGAUAAAUGGAAGGGCAUGCGUUUAUAGGUUAUUUGAAUAAAGUUAAACAUUUUAUUUUUAUAAUUAAGUUUAAAUUUAAUUUAAAUUAUUAAUAGAUAUUAUCUAUUAAUACAAUUUUCAGAUUGACAUAAACUAUAAUGCAUUAUUUCCCAAUUGUGCCAAUAUAUAUGAUGAAUUUAAUGUAAACAUUGAUAAGCUGCUUACAAUUAUGGAUGAACAAAUAAAAGAUAUUAAUUGCCGUAAAUUAUUAGAGGAAAUUAAAACUACAAAGGAUAUUACUGAAAAUACAAAAAAUGCGGCAAUCAUGUAUUGUUUACAUGCCAUGUUUGCACCUACAUCAACUAAAGUUACAAUGGAUGAAAAAUGCAAAAAAAACCAUAGAAAGUAUUCAAUCAAAGAUUCACAGGAUCAUUUCAUGGUUGUUGGUGAAUCAGUGGAAGUGUUUAUGGAUCAAUUAAAAAACCAAGGUCGUCCUAUUCAACCUUUUAUUUUUAUUGUUGGUAGUAUUUUUCGUCAAAAAGAAAUAUUAGUAUAUUUUGAUUCAAUUUUAUAUAUGGUACAUUCGGUUCUAAGAGCCGUAGAUGUUAUUAAAUCUUUCAUCUAUUUCAGUUAGAAUAUCCAUUUCAAUCACAGAUUGUAUGGUUGUCAAUACAAAAGUUUUUUUUGUUUUUCGUCUAAGCACAACAAGCCGUAUCACAAACUGUCUCAAAUAUUGUCAGAGUUAAGCAAUUAAUAUUAUUCAUUAAUAUAAUAUAAUUAAAAAACUUGCUUAAUAUAUAAAAUGAUCUAAAUAUAUCUAUAAAUUAUUUAAUUAUUAUAAUUUAUUAAUAUAUAAAUAAGUGCCUGAUUAUGAAUACAUUUAAAUUUAUAUUUAAUUUUUCAUAUUAUAUGUCUAUGGAAUAUUUAUUCCAAUGAUAACCUUAUUUAAAUAAGUAACUUGAAUUUGUAUUACUCCAUUUUAA
This is a messenger RNA of Metopolophium dirhodum (rose-grain aphid), 1021 nucleotides long. RefSeq lists its product as uncharacterized. The transcript has 2 exons. NCBI's taxonomy places the organism in Eukaryota, Metazoa, Arthropoda, Insecta, Hemiptera, Aphididae. The record is from RefSeq and is a predicted model, not a curated record. The coding region runs from base 268 to 672 and encodes 134 amino acids.